AUGGAGCCAUUACCUGAUCCAAAGAAUGACAGACAAGUAAAGGAGGUUGAGCCCCCACCUGCGAAACCUCUGAGUUUAGAAUUACUAUAUCCGAAUGGCACUGACGAGCCUCCAGAUUAUAAAGUAUUAAGAGACCAUUUAAAAAAGGAAGGAAGAAUAAGAAAAGAAGAUUGUUUAGAUAUAAUAAAAAAAGUAAUUGAUAUAGUUAGUAACGAACCAAAUUUGUUAAGGCUAAAAGACCCUAUAACAAUAGUUGGUGAUAUACAUGGUCAAUAUUAUGAUUUACUAAAAUUAUUAGAAGUUGGUGGGAAUCCAGAUAAUACUCAAUAUUUAUUUUUAGGUGAUUAUGUAGAUAGAGGAUCAUUUAGUAUAGAAGUACUAUUAUUAUUAUAUGCAUUAAAAAUAAAUUUUCCUGAUAGAAUAUGGUUAAUACGAGGAAAUCAUGAAUGCAGACAAAUGACAACCUUUUUCAAUUUCCGAGAUGAAUGCGAAUAUAAAUAUGAUAUAGUAGUAUACUAUGCAUUUAUGGAAUCAUUUGAUACUAUACCAUUAUCAGCAGUAAUUAAUGGCAAAUUUUUAGGUGUUCAUGGUGGUUUAUCACCAGAAUUAAUUCUAUUGAAUCAGAUUUGUUCAUUUACAAGAUUUCAAGAACCACCAAGAUCAGGUAUUUUUUGUGAUAUAUUAUGGGCCGAUCCCAUUGAUGAAGACAAAGAAGAACAUACUAUUCAAACAGAAUCAUAUUUUCCAAAUGACAUAAGAGGAUGUAGCUAUUUUUUUGGUUACAAUGCAGCUACAACCUUUUUAGAAAAAAAUGGAUUAUUAUCUAUAAUAAGAGCUCAUGAAGCUCAAUUAGAAGGUUAUAAAAUGCAUCAAACAAAUUUAAAAACAGGAUUUCCUACUGUUAUAACAAUAUUUUCUGCACCUAACUAUUGUGAUGUUUAUAAUAAUAAAGGAGCUGUUUUAAAAUUCGAUAGUAACACUUUAAAUAUACAACAGUUUAGUUUCUCUCCUCAUCCUUAUCAUCUUCCUAACUUUAUGAAUUUAUUUACGUGGUCCUUACCAUUUGUUAGUGAAAAAGUUACUGAAAUGUUAUACUCUCUUUUAAAUUAUAGUGCUAAUGAUACAGAUGAUAAUAUAAAUGAUGUUAUAUUACCAGAUGAAGUUAAACAAAUCUUGAAUUAUAUUGAAGAAAAUAACAAAAAAAAUGAAACUUUAAAUGAUGUAAACAAAGAAGAUAGUAUAGAGGAACAUUUAAAAGAAAGUAAUAUUAAAAGUGAAGAUGAAAAAACAGAUCAAAAAGAUAAUGAAGAAAGAAUAAAAAAAAAUGAUGUAAGUCAAGUUUCAAAAGAUCGAUCUGAUGCAUUACGAAAAAAAGUUCAAUCAGUUGGUAGAUUAAUGAGAGUAUUCAGAACUCUAAGAAAAGAAAAUGAAUUAAUUGUACAACUAAAAGGAUGUAGUCCUGGUUAUAGGAUCCCUGUAGGUUUACUAUUAACUGGAAAAGAAGGUCUAGAAAAUGAAUUAGAAAAAUUCACUAAAGUUAAAGAAAUUGAUAGUAUUAAUGAAAAAAGACCAUUUGAUGAAUAA
Molecule: messenger RNA, 1584 nt
Organism: Plasmodium gallinaceum
Lineage: Eukaryota; Apicomplexa; Aconoidasida; Haemosporida; Plasmodiidae
Gene: CNA
Product: serine/threonine protein phosphatase 2B catalytic subunit A, putative
Exons: 2
Coding region: 1-1584 (527 amino acids)
Biological process (GO): calcineurin-mediated signaling
Cellular component (GO): cytoplasm; calcineurin complex
Molecular function (GO): calmodulin binding; calmodulin-dependent protein phosphatase activity
Source: RefSeq, a predicted model, not a curated record